CCCACUGCGCAAGUGCGGAAGCGCGCGUGUUUCCGGAAUGGGUCUGGGAGAACGCGGCUUGGCGCUCAGUUUGGGUCGCACCCCGCAGCGCUGCUGAGUUUACCGGUUUUUGCUCGUGGCCGUGCAGGCACAGCUACUCAGAAAGGAUGGGAGAGGAGACCAAUGAUGACAAGAAGCCGACGACGAAAUUCGAACUCGAGCGAGAAACAGAGCUCCGCUUUGAGGUGGAAGCCUCUCAGUCGGUUCAGCUGGAGCUGUUGACUGGCAUGGCAGAGAUCUUUGGCACGGAGCUGACCCGAAACAAGAAAUUCACCUUCGACACUGGGGCCAAGGUGGCCGUCUUCACUUGGCAUGGGUGUUCUCUGCAGCUGAGCGGCCGCACGGAGGUGGCCUAUGUCUCCAAGGAUACCCCCAUGUUGCUUUACCUCAACACUCACACAGCCCUGGAGCAGAUGCGGAGGCAGGCGGAGAAGGAAGAAGAGCGAGGUCCCCGAGUGAUGGUUGUGGGCCCCACCGACGUGGGCAAGUCCACGGUGUGCCGCCUGCUGCUCAACUACGCCGUGCGUUUGGGCCGCCGUCCCACUUACGUGGAGCUGGACGUGGGCCAGGGUUCUGUGUCCAUCCCCGGCACCAUGGGGGCGCUCUACAUUGAGCGGCCAGCGGAUGUGGAAGAGGGUUUCUCUAUCCAGGCCCCUCUGGUGUAUCAUUUUGGCUCCACCACGCCUGGCACCAACAUCAAGCUGUAUAAUAAGAUUACAUCUCGAUUAGCAGAUGUGUUCAACCAGAGGUGUGAGGUCAACCGAAGAGCAUCUGUGAGUGGCUGCGUCAUUAACACCUGUGGCUGGGUCAAGGGCUCUGGUUACCAGGCCCUGGUACAUGCAGCUUCAGCAUUUGAGGUGGAUGUAGUUGUGGUGCUGGAUCAAGAACGACUGUACAAUGAACUGAAACGCGACCUGCCCCACUUUGUACGCACAGUACUGCUCCCUAAAUCAGGGGGCGUGGUGGAGCGCUCCAAAGAUUUCAGGCGGGAAUGCAGGGACGAGCGUAUCCGUGAGUACUUCUAUGGAUUCCGAGGCUGCUUCUAUCCCCACGCCUUCAACGUGAAGUUUUCAGAUGUGAAAAUCUACAAAGUAGGGGCACCCACCAUCCCAGAUUCCUGUCUGCCUUUGGGCAUGUCCCAGGAGGACAAUCAGCUCAAGCUAGUGCCCGUCACGCCUGGCCGAGAUAUGGUGCACCACCUUCUGAGUGUGAGCACUGCGGAGGGCACAGAGGAGAACCUUUCCGAGACCAGCGUGGCCGGGUUCAUUGUGGUGACCAGUGUGGACCUGGAGCAUCAGGUGUUUACUGUCCUUUCUCCUGCCCCCCGCCCACUGCCCAAGAACUUCCUCCUCAUCAUGGAUAUCCGGUUCAUGGAUCUUAAGUAGAGAGAAGGAAGCCUGCUGCCUGGCUGUCACCCCAGGCAGGUGGGCUGAGAUAGGACAAGCUCAGCAGACCAGCUCACCAGUAAACUGGACUAGUGGGAAACAUCUACCUACCUUUUAAAGCAGGUGGCAGUAACUGGACUCUUCUAGUUUUAAACCAAGAGGAACACCAUAAUUGGUUUCUUAACACCUAAGAUGCCACUUUGAAUUCUCUGAGACCCUGGAGAGUUCCAUUUCUUUGUGCUACUAUGUGGCUUUUUUUGUUUGUUUUUUUACCUCUGCCUUAUAUUCCAUUUAUAACUUGCUGUCUCAUUUAGAUGACAGUGCGAAUUACAGGAACUCCUUCCAAUAAAGUUCAAACUUGGAAAAAAUUGU
This is a messenger RNA of Lepus europaeus (European hare), 1796 nucleotides long. It is a transcript of the gene CLP1, whose product is annotated as cleavage factor polyribonucleotide kinase subunit 1. The record is from RefSeq and is a predicted model, not a curated record. Gene Ontology annotation, molecular function: polynucleotide 5'-hydroxyl-kinase activity. Gene Ontology annotation, biological process: tRNA splicing, via endonucleolytic cleavage and ligation. Bases 147 to 1424 code for a protein of 425 amino acids. Gene Ontology annotation, cellular component: nucleus; mRNA cleavage factor complex. NCBI's taxonomy places the organism in Eukaryota, Metazoa, Chordata, Mammalia, Lagomorpha, Leporidae. The transcript is spliced from 3 exons.